Messenger RNA from Myripristis murdjan (pinecone soldierfish), 3210 nucleotides. It is a transcript of the gene zdhhc12a, whose product is annotated as zDHHC palmitoyltransferase 12a. NCBI's taxonomy places the organism in Eukaryota, Metazoa, Chordata, Actinopteri, Holocentriformes, Holocentridae. Gene Ontology annotation, biological process: peptidyl-L-cysteine S-palmitoylation; protein targeting to membrane. Gene Ontology annotation, cellular component: Golgi apparatus; endoplasmic reticulum. The coding region runs from base 227 to 1039 and encodes 270 amino acids. The record is from RefSeq and is a predicted model, not a curated record. Gene Ontology annotation, molecular function: protein-cysteine S-palmitoyltransferase activity. The transcript is spliced from 5 exons.
CCAAAACAAGGAAGCGGCGACGAGGAAGAGCUCUUUUAUUGACAAAACUGAAAAAUAACUCGGCACUAUUCGCUAUAAAAACGCGUUUACUAAGCUUAAAUGAUGCAAAACGUUGUGCUCUGUUCCUCCCAGGUGUUUUAAACGAUCACAAUUUCUGCUUGUGCUACUCGUUCCACUUUAUUUUCGAAUGAAUGUGUUGUUUAAAAUGUAGUUCACCGGGCUGAGCAUGGCUGAGAUGGACGGACUGUGGCAGAGCAUGUUCCGCACCGGCUGUCUGGUCCGGACCUCACACACCGUCCUCACCUGGCUCAUCACCCUCAUCCUGUUCCUCCACAACACAGACUUGCGGAGGUGUGAGGAGAGAGGAGAGCUGCUGCAGCCCGUCCUGUUCUCCCUGCUGGUGCUGCUGUCGGUGAUGCUCUACUUCACUGUGUCUUUAAUGGACCCCGGCUUCAUCCUCACCGACACGGCCAAGGGUUCGGAUGAGGAGCUGGAGUCGAUGAUCCCCGAGGCGUCGACCCCGCGGCUGCGUCGCUGCGGACGCUGCCUGCUGCAGCAGCCAAUGAGAGCCAAGCACUGCCAGACGUGCAAACGCUGCGUGCGGCGCUUCGACCAUCACUGUCCCUGGAUCGAGAACUGCGUCGGCGAGAGGAACCACCGCUGGUUCAUCGUCUACCUGGUGGUGCAGCUGGUGGCUCUGCUGUGGGCGCUGCAGAUCGCUCUCUCAGGGGUUUCGUCCGGCGGCUCGUGGAAGCUGUGGUUGACGGUGAACGGCUUCCUGCUGGCGGCGCUGGCGGUGGUGGGCGUGUUCUCCGUGGUGGUGCUGCUGCUGCUCGGCUGCCACCUCUACCUGGUCUCCAUCAACACCACCACCUGGGAGUUCAUGUCACGCCACAGGAUCUCCUACCUGAAGAACUGCGGGGACGAGGAGAACCCCUUCGACCGCGGAGUCGUCUGCAACCUGUGGGACUUUUUCUGCAUCUGCCGCACCGUCGCCUGGGAACAAAUCUACCAGCGGAGCAACCACAACCACGUCUAACCUCCAGCCAGACGGCAAGCCCGCAUCCAGACUGCUGCUGUGGAAACUCUGUGUGAACUCUUUUGUCCAAAAACUGAUUCCAAAGUUUCCGUUUUUUAAAAAUUUUACCAUCCAAUAGGGCCGGAACGACAUGUUUAUCUAUCUAUGUGAUACUAGCACGAUACUUGGGUGCCGAUUCGAUAUGUAUUGCGAUUCGAAACGAUUUAUUGCAAUUUUUGUGCUUUGAAUUCUCCUCUAGUUUGUGGAUGUAAAGUUUGAUGAGGCUGUGAUUCUCCUAGAGGUCACUGUAGGUCAUUUUAUACAGCAACGUCCAGUUUGUAAAAAUGGUACCAACAGAUUCCUUAAGUCGUCUAGUUUCAUAUGAAACCAACGUCUUUACAUCGAUACAGUACAAAAAACGAUUUAAAAUUGUGAAAACAAGAAAGAAUCGCAAUACGCAAGAGAAUCGAUUUUUUUUGUGCCCCACCCCUGGUAUCCAAACAAAAUAUCACAAGAGAAUUUGACCUUAAAAUUUGUCCUUAAAAUGGUGACCUGCCAAAGUGUUUGGCUGUUGAAGUCGACACACCAACCCGACAAAAACACAAUGAACUGUCGUUUGGCUGGCAAGUGGCAGCAGUGAGUCAUCUGCAUAGAAACAUUUCGCCCACAGGUGUGUCCGCAGUAAAACAACCAGGUGGCUGCUGAGGGCGCAGUCACACAAUUAUAUAACAAUUGUUGGGGAUGUCACAGAUGUUUUCUGUGAUUUGUCAUAAGUAGGUCGGACAAAUCAGAUUUAAAUACACGCCAGGGAUUAUUUGCAGCCGGUCUGGUCAGCACUACCCGUCCUGUGUAAAUCUGUCUGCAGGGACAGUCCUAACACCAAACUCCAACACUAAUGGCCUUUACAUUUUUUGCUAAUACCGUACUGUUUUUUUUUUUUUUUAUUUUGAUACUGCUGAUUACAGUUUGAUGUCAGUACUUCUUUCUUACAGUUAAAAAGUGACUUCAUCAUAAAGUGAAUAAAUUAUUGAGUGGCUUUGUGUGUCUCACAAGAUGAAAACUCGAUGCACUGUCACAACUUGUGCUUUUGUUAACAAAGGCAGCAUUUUAUACUGUGUUUGUUUUGUUUUUUUGGUAAUAUUUAUUGACAACAAGGGUACAUUAAAACACUAAUGAUAUUCAUGAAUAUACAAUGCACACGUACAGGCAGACAUUCCUAGUCAGGCUCCACGUUAACACAUUCACACAGGAGUAAUACGUCACAUUCAGCAGCAUGAACUUAAAGUGCUACAGCGGCUAAACCAGCGCCCGUUAGUUUUCCUAGUACAGUACGUUAACUAAUUUAGCUGACAUUCAUCCAGAGCGACUGACGGUGUGAGUGAGCAGGCUGGCUUCAGUGUCUUGCUCAAGGGCACUGAGGCAGGUCGGCGGUCCGACUCCACCCCCCUCCUGCACCUGCCACAGUCCUCGACCUGCUUUGUUCAUUCAUUUAUCUUCAAUAUUCCCUCGUUGUUUCAUGGUGUGUUUGUGUGUGUGUGUGUGUGUGUGUGUGUGUGUGUCAAAUGCUUCAAGGUCAAGGUUAUUAGAGUUUUGCAUUUUUUUUUUAGCUGUUUUUAUUUUCAUUUUGACUUUUUUUCAAUUCCGGAUUAGUAAUAAUAAGUUGAUAAAGCUAGUCUGCUUGUUUUAGUUUAGUUUUUAGGAGUAUCUUUGAUAGUUUCAUGGUGUGUUCAGACCAAACGCAAAGUGAAGUUUCGUGUCGUGGACUCGGCCCUAAACUUUUUGCUCAAGUUGUAAAAUUUCAGCUCAGGAGAAUGACGCACAUUUCACAUUAUCGCGUCAUUCACGACACAGAAAUUUGUGCCUAUUUGGGUCUUUACAUUGACUUUCUAUGUAAUUGCGCAGUGUGAAAAACUCACUUGGCGUUUGGUUUGAACACAUCAUAAAACUAACAAUAAAUUAUACCAUUAUACUAAAAACUAACUUAGCAUUUUCCAAAAAUAAGAACUAAACCAGCAAACCGGCUUUAAAAACUGACUAAAACUAAUCAAUCUGUGUCCUGACUGGCAACACGGACUGGAAACAGGUGGCAAACCACCACCGCUCAAAAACUGGAAGAUAAAUUUCAUAUCCACCUGAAAAUAUUAGCCUUAUGUAUGAAAUAAACUGACAAAGAUGAGAAAGACUAAAGACUU